AUGCCCCCGCCUCGCAAUUUAAAAGAGGUGCAGAGGCUGACCGGAAGGAUCACAGCUUUGUCAAGAUUUAUCUCCAAAUCAUCCGACCGGAGCCUGCCGUUCUUCAAAAUUCUGCGGCGAGCAACCAAGUUCCAAUGGGACGAAGGUUGUGACCGGGCUUUUGAAGAACUCAAGCAAUAUCUCAGCUCCUUGCCUAUUUUAGCCAAGCCGAUCGUAGGAGAGCCUCUCUGGAUUUAUUUAUCAUCCACCGAGUACGUGAUUGGAUCGACAUUAGUCAGGAAGAGGAAGGAAUACAGCAACCAGUUUCUGGCCGCCCGAAGGUUCCAGCCUUAUUUCUUGGCUCACUCCAUAAUUGUAAUGACCAAUAGCGCCUUGGGUCGAGUGCUGCUCAAUCCCGAGGCAUCGGGCCGGCUAAUCAAGUGGACUACUGAGCUCAGUGAGUUUGAUAUCCAGUGUCAACCCCGGUCGGCCAUAAAAGCACAAGCACUGGCGGACUUCGUCACGGAAGUGCAAAGUCCUGAGCCAGAAACCGCAUGGAAGAUAUACGUGGAUGGAUCGUCAGCUCGUCAGGGGAGCGGAAUUGACAUAUUACUUAUAUCUCCAAGAGAAGAUCGGAUACAGUUAUCCAUUCGGCUGGACUACCGAGCCACCAACAACGAAGCUGAGUAUGAAGCGCUCAUAGCCGGUCUGCAAGUUGCUCGACAUGUCGGUGCCACCAAGGUACUCCUACACUCAGACUCACAGUUAGCGGCCCAACAACUAAACGGAAUGUUUGAGAUAAAUAGUGCACGACUCAGGCUAUACGCGGAGGCCUUCGAAAGGCUCAAGGGGAGUUUCCAGGAGGUUGUUAUACAGAAGAUUCCCCGGUCAGAGAACCAAGUAGCAGACGAGCUGGCCAAGCUAGCCAGCGUAGUGAUUUCGAUCGUCGCCAGUGGCCCAAUCGAACAGGUCUCCCUGGUGGCUCAUGUUGACCGAACGGGAGGGAUACUACUUCCGGAAGAUUGGCGAACGCCCAUCAUUGAAUUCCUCCAGUCGAGGGGUCAGCCGGGGAGCCGAGAGGCCGAUUGA
Molecule: messenger RNA, 1068 nt
Organism: Zingiber officinale
Lineage: Eukaryota; Viridiplantae; Streptophyta; Magnoliopsida; Zingiberales; Zingiberaceae
Exons: 2
Coding region: 1-1068 (355 amino acids)
Molecular function (GO): nucleic acid binding; RNA-DNA hybrid ribonuclease activity
Source: RefSeq, a predicted model, not a curated record